AUGGCCUGGCUCGGCCCGACGCCCAGCCCCGUGCCGCUGCCGCGGGCAGCGCUCCACCUUGCGCGGUCGUCGUCACGCUCCCCGCGCUACUCAUACCGCCGCGCGUGCUCGCUGCUCCGGCUCCGCUGCACCUGCCUGCUGCUUCGCCCGCCCCCACACCAGCGCCGGCCCUGCUCCCCCGCCUCCCGCGCUACUCUGCCAGGCUCCGGAGCCGCCGACCGGGUCGCGCGUCCUGCGCCGGCUCCGCCUCGGGCUCGUGUCAUUGUCCUGGCGCCUGCGUCCUCUUCCCCCCGCGACGUCCGGCCUUCCGCUGCUGCGCCGCCUCGCGACGCCCGGCCUACUCCUCCAGCCUCCACCUCGACUCGGUCGCGCUCGACUCGUCCGCCCCGACACGCCUGGCCUCCUCCCCGCCUCGCGCCGAGCCGGCUGCCACCUCGGCCGCCCGCUCCACCUCGCGCCGCGCCGGCUGCCGCCCCGGCGACUGCUCCGCCGGUCUCCCUCCUCACCCGGCUUGCGGCUCGGGCCGCCCCGCGCGUCGCCUCGCCCGGCCGCCUCCCGCGCUUGCCGACCGUUGCGGUGCCCGCCGACUCCUCCACCGGGUCCCGCUCCGUGCUCCGGGUCCGGCUGCGUCACGCGCAUCCCCGGCCGGCUGUGCGCGUGCACAUGCUUCUGCCGGCUAUCCGUCACGUCCGCGCACCCGGGCCGACUCCCGCGCCCGCCUGCUGCGCCUGGCCGCCUCUCGCCCGCACUCGCACCGGCUCUGCCUCGCCUAGCUGGCUGCGCUUCGCCGAGCCGCCUCCAUCGCCCGCGGCCGGGUGGUUCGCACCCGCCAACUCCGCCCCGCCAUGCCGUCUGCUCCGGCUCCUCGUCGCCGCGCCGGGUCCUCCCCGCCUGCCUGCUCCGCCUUCCGCUACGGCCGCCUCGCUCGCCCCACGUGCCGGCUGUGGCUCCGUCCCCCCAGCGUCCGCGUGCUGCUACGCGCCUCGUUCCAGCUUCGUCCGCGGCGUCUGA
Messenger RNA from Aegilops tauschii subsp. strangulata, 1011 nucleotides. The record is from RefSeq and is a predicted model, not a curated record. NCBI's taxonomy places the organism in Eukaryota, Viridiplantae, Streptophyta, Magnoliopsida, Poales, Poaceae.